Nelumbo nucifera (sacred lotus) is the source of this 543-nucleotide messenger RNA. RefSeq lists its product as uncharacterized. Lineage: Eukaryota; Viridiplantae; Streptophyta; Magnoliopsida; Proteales; Nelumbonaceae. The record is from RefSeq and is a predicted model, not a curated record.
AUGGCGACUGAAAGUGACCCUUCCUCUCCUUAUUUCUUGCAUCCGUCGGAUAAUCCAAGAGCGGUUCUCGUUUCGAGUCCUCUCACCGACGAGAACUAUUUGACGUGGCGGCGAGCAAUGCGCAAUGCUCUGCAAGUGAAGAACAACUACACUUUUGUUGAUGGUUCGUUGCCAAGACCAGAGGAUUCUGAGAAGGAGCAAGCUUGGGUGAAGUGUAAUUCCAUGGUGAUCUCUUGGAUCUUAGAUUCUUUGGCAAGAGAUCUCCAUGAAAGUAUUGUUUACAUCGAAACUGUGCAAGAAAUUUGGAAUGAUCUUGAAGAUCGUUUCUCUCAGAGCAAUGCACCACACAUACACCAACUGAAGUGGGACAUUGCUCUGUUACAACAAGCCGGACAAUUGGUUGCAGCCUACUUCAUGAAGCUGAAGGGGCUCUGGAACGAACUCGCAGUUUUAUCGUUGGUACCUAUGUGCACAUGUGGUACUGCAAAGGAGUUUGUAGUUGAGCGUGAACAAGAGCGGCUUCAUCAGUUCCUCAGGGACUGA